AGGUUAUAAAAGGCGAGAAAGAGAUUGAGAUAGAUAGAGAAAGAGGAGAAAAAGAACACGGCGGCUGGAGAGGCGAAAAGAGACGGGAGAAGAAAGAGGUGGUGGCAGGAGAGAGGGGGCCGAGCCUUGAGUUUUGGAUAUCGAGAGGGAGGCGUCGAUCUCUUGGCUGGGAAUUCCUUCUUAUUUUUGGAGAUUUCUGGUUUUAUUUGGUUCCCGAGGAACCGAGCUCCAGAUCGAGGGUUGAUUCGUGGGGAUUGGUGAACGGAGCUCGUCGCGGUGCGGAUCAGCUCUGGAUCGCUCGUGCGGCUUGCUUCCUUUGCGUUAAUGGCGGUCCAAUAGCGGUAUCCUUCCGUUUUGUUGCGUUUCAUGAUCUGUUCGUCAAGCGCUACCGACGUUUCAAACGGGGAAAGCUUUUAUUUUGAUGCAUUUUGGAGUGAUCUUUCUGAUUAUUUUAGCUCGUUCAGCGGAAAAUCCGCAACCUAGUUCGAUCUUUUGAGCAGUGAUCGGAGAAGGAGAACACAUAUAUCUGAAGUUUUCGGUUGGUGGAGAAAGUAUUGGAAAGCGAAAGAAGUGUGUAGUUCGGGAUUUCAGACCGUGUCUCUUUGUUUCGAUUUUAAAUCUUUGCGCUGGAGCGUUUAGGGAUUCCGGGAACCAUGUCUUCCUUGAGCAGGGAAUUGGUUUUCCUGAUAUUGCAGUUCCUGGACGAGGAAAAAUUCAAGGAAACCGUUCAUAAGUUGGAACAAGAGUCAGGCUUUUACUUCAAUAUGAAGCAUUUUGAGGAUCUUGUUCAGGCAGGGGAAUGGGACGACGUUGAACGAUAUCUUGGUGGUUUCACCAAGGUUGAAGACAAUCGCUAUUCCAUGAAAAUAUUCUUUGAAAUUAGGAAGCAGAAAUACCUGGAAGCAUUAGAUAGGCAUGACAGGGCAAAGGCUGUUGAGAUACUCGUGAAGGAUCUCAAAGUUUUUGCUUCUUUCAAUGAGGAGCUAUUCAAGGAGAUCACCCAGCUGCUUACCCUGGAGAAUUUUAGGCAAAACGAACAACUAUCUAAGUACGGGGACACUAAAUCAGCCAGAAAUAUAAUGCUAAUGGAACUUAAGAAACUCAUUGAAGCUAAUCCGUUAUUCCGUGAUAAGUUGAAUUUUCCGCCAUUCAAAUCUUCUAGGCUCCGGACAUUAAUCAAUCAAAGUCUUAAUUGGCAGCAUCAACUUUGCAAGAAUCCACGUCCUAAUCCUGAUAUCAAAACACUUUUUACUGACCACUCUUGUGCUGCUUCUGCCAAUGGAGCUCGUGCACCACCACCUACCAACGGACCACUUGUUGGGGCCAUUCCUAAAUCUGGGGGAUUUCCGCCAAUGGGUGCUCAUAGUCCAUUCCAACCAGUUGUCUCUCCACCUGCAAGUGCCAUUGCAGGAUGGAUGACAAAUGCUAACCCACAACUACCACAUGCUGCUGUGGCGCAAGCCCCCCCGGGGCUUGUGCAACCUCCAAAUACAGCUGCUUUUCUGAAACACCCAAGGACUCCUACAAGUGCACCUGGUAUGGAUUACCAAACAGCAGACUCCGAACACUUGAUGAAGAGAAUGCGUAUGGGUCAAUCAGAUGAGGUGUCAUUCUCUAGUGCAACUCAUCCACCGAAUAUUUACUCCCAAGAUGAUAUUCCAAAAAGUGUUGUACGGACACUUAAUCAGGGGUCAAAUGUCAUGAGCUUAGACUUCCACCCUGUGCAUCAAACAAUUCUUCUUGUUGGAACAAAUGUUGGUGAUAUUGGCAUAUGGGAAGUUGGGUCUCGAGAAAGGAUGGUGCAUAGAACUUUUAAGGUCUGGGACAUUGGAACUUGUAUGCCUCUGCAGUCUGCAUUAAUGAAAGAUGCUACCAUAUCUGUUAAUCGAUGCUUAUGGAGUCCUGAUGGAUCAAUAUUUGGUGUUGCUUUCUCAAAGCAUAUUGUUCAAACAUAUGCUUUUAAUGUUAGCGGAGAGUUGAGGCAGCAGUUGGAGAUUGAUGCUCAUGCUGGUGGUGUUAAUGACAUUGCCUUCUCCCAUCCCAACAAGAGUUUGUCAAUAAUCACAUGUGGGGAUGACAAGACAAUUAAAGUAUGGGAUGCAACGACAGGACAGAAGCACUACACAUUUGAGGGCCAUGAAACUCCUGUGUAUUCUGUUUGCCCACACUAUAAGGAGUCUAUCCAGUUUAUCUUUUCCACUGCCAUUGAUGGAAAAAUUAAAGCAUGGCUCUAUGAUUGUUUGGGAUCUAGAGUUGACUAUGAUGCUCCUGGGCGUUGGUGCACAACAAUGGCAUACAGUGCAGACGGAACAAGGCUUUUUUCUUGUGGAACCAGUAAAGAUGGUGAAUCACAUUUAGUUGAGUGGAAUGAGACUGAAGGAGCUAUUAAAAGGACGUACUCUGGCUUUAGAAAACGCUCAUUGGGAGUUGUUCAAUUUGACACAACAAAGAACCGUUUCUUGGCUGCUGGAGACGAAUUCAUGAUCAAGUUUUGGGAUAUGGACAACACUAAUAUACUAACUACAACUGAUGCAGAUGGUGGAUUGCCUGCAAGUCCUCGUCUGAGAUUCAACCGUGAGGGCUCAUUACUUGCAGUUACAACAAGUGACAAUGGUAUUAAAAUCCUAGCUAAUCCUGAUGGACUACGUUUGGUAAGGAUGCUCGAGAGCAGGGCAUUUGAAGGCCCUCGAGGUUCUUCUCAACAGAUCAGUGGUAAUGUAAAGCCCCCAAUUGUCAAUUCACUAGGAGCUGUUUCAAAUGUUUCUAGUCCUAUGGCAGCUGCCAUUGAAGUAACUGAUCGAACCCUACCUGUAGUGUCAAUGAGUAGCCUGGCUGCUAUGGACAAUAACAGGACUCUAGACAUUAAACCAAAGAUUUCAGACGAUUCUGAGAAGAUAAAAAACUGGAAGUUAGCUGAUAUUGUCGAUUCUGCUCAUCUCAAAGCCUUACGAUUGCCAGAUUCUAUGACAACAUCAAGCAAGGUUGUUCGCUUGUUAUAUACAAACUCUGGGCUAGCAGUGUUGGCACUUGGCUCCAAUGCCAUCCAUAAGCUGUGGAAAUGGACACGUAAUGAGCGGAAUCCAUCUGGCAAGUCAACUGCAUCUGUUGCCCCUCAGCUGUGGCAACCAUCAAAUGGUAUUCUAAUGACUAAUGAAACAAGUGACAACAAUCCUGAAGAAGCAACUGCGUGUAUUGCUUUGUCAAAGAAUGACUCUUAUGUUAUGUCUGCAUCUGGCGGAAAGGUUUCUUUAUUUAACAUGAUGACUUUCAAGGUUAUGACGACAUUCAUGGCACCCCCGCCUGCAGCCACUUUCUUGGCAUUCCAUCCUCAAGACAACAAUAUCAUUGCAAUUGGAAUGGAAGAUUCUAGUAUUCAGAUAUAUAAUGUUCGAGUAGAUGAGGUUAAAACCAAGCUGAAGGGUCACCAGAAAAAGAUAACUGGCCUUGCAUUUUCCCAGUCACUAAAUGUUCUUGUCUCUUCAGGAGCUGAUGCCCAGCUCUGCAUGUGGAGCAUCGAUGGAUGGGAGAAGAAAAAAACACGAUUUAUUCAAGCACCGACUUCUCGUGCAGCCCAAUUGGUCGGCGACACCAAAGUUCAAUUUCAUAAUGAUCAAACACAUCUCUUGGUUGUCCAUGAGACCCAACUAGCGAUCUAUGACAGCAAACUUGAAUGUUUGCGCUCGUGGUCACCUAGAGAUGCACUACCAGCAGCAAUUUCAAGUGCAGUAUAUUCUUGUGAUGGUUUACUGGUAUAUGCUGGAUUUUGUGAUGGCGCAGUUGGUGUUUUUGAAGCAGAUGGCCUAAGGCUUCGUUGCCGGAUUGCACCCACUGCCUACAUAAGCUCAUCCAUUUCUAGUUCCGGAGCAGUUUAUCCCAUGGUCAUCGCAGCUCACCCAUCCGAACCAAAUCAGAUAGCACUGGGGAUGACCGAUGGUGCAGUUCAUGUGGUGGAGCCAUCGGAUGCAGACUCAAAAUGGGGGGUAGCCCCUCCUCAGGAAAAUGGAGCUCUCCCGGCCAUUGCUGCCAAUCCUGCAAACAGCAGUCAGGUGUCCGAACCCCCUCCUAGGUGACUCAUGUUGGUUUAGAGCACAAUAGUUGCGUGUACCUAGAAAGCUUGGUAGGAAAAAGGUUCAUCCGACCACAGCCACCCUCCAGGUUCACAGGUUGUCUUUGUUUCUGGUAGCCUGUAGUUCUUGUAAAAUCUCCUCAUCUAUUUGCUACAACAAAAGGGUGGGCUUAGAUGUGAGCUGUAGUACAUAUAGUUGACAUUGGAAACAUGGUAUCUUUUAGUUUUUUCUUCCCUCUA
Molecule: messenger RNA, 4306 nt
Organism: Musa acuminata AAA Group (dessert banana)
Lineage: Eukaryota; Viridiplantae; Streptophyta; Magnoliopsida; Zingiberales; Musaceae
Product: protein TOPLESS-RELATED PROTEIN 2
Exons: 26
Coding region: 654-4070 (1138 amino acids)
Biological process (GO): regulation of DNA-templated transcription
Molecular function (GO): protein binding
Source: RefSeq, a predicted model, not a curated record